Messenger RNA from Hippocampus comes (tiger tail seahorse), 654 nucleotides. RefSeq names its product conserved oligomeric Golgi complex subunit 1-like. Lineage: Eukaryota; Metazoa; Chordata; Actinopteri; Syngnathiformes; Syngnathidae. The annotation marks the transcript as partial. Gene Ontology annotation, cellular component: COG complex; Golgi apparatus. Gene Ontology annotation, biological process: intra-Golgi vesicle-mediated transport. The transcript has 2 exons. The record is from RefSeq and is a predicted model, not a curated record.
AUUGUGGAACGACUAUGAAUUUGCUGACGUAUCAAGCGGAAGUGUGCUUUUCUCAUUUUCCGGUUUACAGAUCCUUGUAGCUCUGUGAAGUUGUUUUGGAGUAGCAAUGACUGAAGCACCGGCAUCGUCUCUCCGGAUAUCGGAGAUUAAGGACCCGGUGGUUCUGUUCGAGCGGUACAGCACCGAUGAUAUCCGCGGUAUAGAGCGGAAAGUCCGCGGGGAGAUCGAGCAGAAAAAGGAAGAACUGAGGCAGAUGGUGGGGGAGCGUUACCGGGACCUGAUUGACGCCGCAGACACCAUCGGAGAGAUGAGGCAGAGCUCGGCGAGUGUUGUCCAAUCCAUCCAGGACAUGUAUCAGUACUGCCACCGACUAAAACAAGGCAAAGUCUGCAUCACCAGCCACACUCAGGAGAAUCAGUGGCAGGACAAGUUCUACACCAUGGCCUCUCAGAUCAAACUCCUUUUGGAGAUUCCCGAGCGCAUUUGGAGUGCCAUGGAGGCCUCCCAGUAUCUUCAGGCAACUCGUCUCUACCUGCUCUGUUGCCAUCUGCACAAUCUCCUUCAGUUGGAAGCUGCUACCGGGGGUUAUUACAGUCCUGCCCUGGCCCGCUUCCCGAUCCUUGUCCGCCAAGUUGCCACAACUGGUCACUUCAG